Messenger RNA from Silurus meridionalis, 1596 nucleotides. Its product is annotated as endonuclease domain-containing 1 protein-like. NCBI's taxonomy places the organism in Eukaryota, Metazoa, Chordata, Actinopteri, Siluriformes, Siluridae. The record is from RefSeq and is a predicted model, not a curated record. The transcript is spliced from 2 exons. Gene Ontology annotation, molecular function: hydrolase activity; metal ion binding; nucleic acid binding. Bases 355 to 1158 code for a protein of 267 amino acids.
GCCAACAGAUCAUCAUAACAAGUUUAUAGUAAAUAAGGGAAUGAGUUUCAUUUUAGGAUUUUUAAAUCAUCUAUAAUUUUGUCAAGAAACUGAAGAUAUUCUGUGUGUAGGUUUAUACGUCUUUUUAACUAUUUUUACUGACUCCAUCCUCAGGUACAUUUCUGCCCUCUUCAGACUCGUGCUUCACACACUUCACACACUCCUCACACACAUCUACACACACUCCUCACACACUCCUCACACACACCUACUCACUCCUCACACUCCUACACACUCCUCACACACAUCUACACACAUCUACACACUCCUCACACACUACUACACACUCCACACACUCCUAUACCGUGUGUCAGGAUGAAACUCCUCGCUCUGGUGCUCCUGCUCUCCGCUUUCUCCUCACUGACCCUGACGGAGGUUGUGAAAUCUUUCAGUGAAACAUGUCCUUUAUUAUUUAUCAAAGAUUCAGAAGAUAAAAUCGUCACUCCCACUGUUUUAAAAGGGGAUGAGUAUAAGCAGAUUUGUCAGCGCUGGAAAAACAUGUACAGAUUUGCAACACUUUAUGACACAAAGCAGAGGAUCCCUGUUUACUCAGCCUUCAUAUUCACUGAUCAAAACAACAAAAGAAAUGGAGAAUGGAAAAAUGAACCUCAGCUGGAAAACCUGAGCUACACUGCAGACAUGAAGGAGAUCACAGUUGCUGAGAUGGAUGAGUAUUAUAACCAGGCUGUGAACAGAGAUUAUACAGAGAGUCAGGCAGAUUCCACCUUCACCUUUACUAAUGUAGCACCACAAACACAACAUAGUAAUGGUGAAUGGGCAAAAGAAGUAGAGAUAAAGAUAAAGACUGACAUAAAGACCAAGUGCAAGCCAAAUGUUAACACUAAUGUAGUGACUGGAGUGAUUCCAGGGGAAAAUUGGAUCUCUAUCAAAAGAAAAAAUGAAACUAAAGGCAUUAACAUUCCCAAAUAUUUCUGGACUGCUUAUUGUUGCAUCAAUGGGAAGAAUGAACGAAUUUCAAAGGCCUACCUUUUCCUGAUAAAUGAACAAAACAAGAAAACAUAUGAAUUAACUGAGAUGAGUGUUGAUAGGAUGAACUAUCAUCUCAAAAAUUUCUAUAAUCAAGAUUUCACAAUUUUUGGGGAUUUGUGUUUGACUUAAUACACUAUAAGCUCCUCCCCUUUAAUUCUCCUGUUAGAAUUAAAACUGGUUCAUCCAAAUACUUCUUCAUUUCACAUUUAUAAUCAGCACUGAUUCUUUAAUACGCUUCAUUUGGCUUGCAGAAACACGUUUAUUAUGCUUUGAGGAUUAAAUGCUUCUUUAAUGAUAAGUAACUUUAAAACAAAGAUCAAAUACGAGGUGUGAGGAAUGAAACUGUGUGUGUGUGAUGCUGUUGUACUAAAUUAAUCAUCCAGAAGAGUUUCAUCCUUUUUGUCCACUUUUUAUCCGUUUUAUUCACUUAGUCACAUUUAAUAUUCUGAAAUAACCAUGAAAGCAGUUAUGUGACAGUCCCCUCAGUGUUUUCUGUGUUUGUGUCUAAAAAUCUCUUUAUUCUGUUAAUUAUCCUGCAGAUCUUUAAUAAAACUUCACUGUUUGCUG